Messenger RNA from Drosophila grimshawi, 874 nucleotides. It is a transcript of the gene LSm-4, whose product is annotated as COMM domain-containing protein 5. Gene Ontology annotation, cellular component: nucleus. NCBI's taxonomy places the organism in Eukaryota, Metazoa, Arthropoda, Insecta, Diptera, Drosophilidae. The transcript is spliced from 3 exons. The record is from RefSeq and is a predicted model, not a curated record. Bases 141 to 764 code for a protein of 207 amino acids.
CUGGCACAUAGAAAUAACAAGAGCCUCCAAAAAGCUUAAGCGAUGAAUUUGUUCACGGAACUUAUUUAUGCCGAUCAUCACUAAGCCGAACGAGUCCAAUUGGAACGCACAAAUAAAUAAGAAUUUUGCAAGGCUCGAAAAUGUCGUCAAACUUUCGAUAUCAUAUGCUGAAAAGCGUAAAGCCAUAUUCCGUAUAUAUGCCACAAUUGACGAAAUCGUCGCUGCGUGUUCUCAUCCAAGUUUCUGUGCAUUACAUCGAAACAAAAAAAUCGUCGCCCGAUGUUUUAGCGCUGGCAAUAAACAAACUCAAAAAUGCUGGACACGAAGUCCCCAAGAAUUUCUGCGAACUGUUUACAAUGGUGCUGCUGAUAAUGCAAAUGUAUUUGCGCUAUCCAAAAGGUGUUGUCAAAGAUCAGGAGCUGCGCCAGUGCCUAACUGAUGAUCUCAGUUUCACAGAUGUCUGUGCAGAUGAUUUGACAAAGGUGCUGCUCAAUCAUCGCACAACGCUUAGUCGAAAUUUUGCCGAAACUAAAAUGGAAAGGGCCAAAAUGCAGGACAUGCAAUGGCGCAUAAAUAUUUCGUUGAGCUCAUCCAUGGCUCAGCUGAAUAAGCCAACGAUUGUGUUGCACUUCAAAUUGAACAAUGGAGAAUAUCGCACUUUGGAGUUGCCACUGACAAUGUUUCAACGUUUGCGCUACAGCGUUGCAAUGUUGCUCAGCGAGUUGCAAGCCUUGCAGAAUCGUCCUGUUUUGAAGCAGUUCUAAUUUAUAAAAAUAAUUAUUAUAUAUAAAAAUGUUGUGCUGUUAUUAAAUUAAGUUAACUAUCAAAAUUAGCUUAAGAAAUAUUGAAUAUACAAAAGUAAGUUUAUUCUUUA